AGGACACCAGGUAUCAAUUAUUUAUGCUCAGGCCAACCCAGCGAGCUUCUUGGAUCGGCUUUGCAAUUUCUUAUCAUCUUCUACGCGACUACGAAAUGGCUGUGAAGUUUCUCAACAUGUUUCGAAACUCUCCUAUGACAAUACGAAUGUAUUUUAUUAAAAAGUGGUCAGUGCAAAGCCCGUGGAGUUGAGAAAGAUGGAGUUUUCACAGUAAAACCAGACCACACACAUCACGCCGAUAUCAUUGAUAACAAGAAACGGAAAAUGAAGCAAGAAUUGUGCGUCAAGUCAAUCAAUGAAGGAAAUAAAUUUAAGGAGAUUUAUAACCAAACACGCCGUAAUCAUCCUGAAGCCGCUGUCCAUCUUCCAUUUGCAAAAUGUGAAAAUCUAAUGUUCAAAUGGAGGCGCACAACUUGGCCUCGGAGACCGAAUUCAUUGAGGGAAUACGCACAACUUUUGAAUUCACAAGAAUAUGACUCAUGGCGACAAUAUAAUGGAGGAGAAUUCACAGUGUCUCACAUCACUGACAUCGCAGGGUCCAACUCGGUAAUUUUUAUUGAUCCGUUAUUUGCGAAGAAAAUAAAUGAAGGAAACAGUUUGAAUAUUGACGGGACAUUCAAAAUUGUGCCGCAAAUAGACGACGGUAACAUGUUCGUGACAUUUAUGAUGUCACGUUUUAAUCACGGUUUCCCAUUGGCUUAUGCUCUUAUGGAAAAUAAGACUGAAACAGCAUACAGAUCAGUAUUCCAUGAAAUACAAAGAAUCGUUCCGGAAUUCAGUGCCACAACCAUUAUGACGGAUUACGAACCAGCUUUGCAGAAUAGUGCGCGAGCAUUCUUCCCAAACGGUGAACACCACGCGUGUUACUAUCACUACACGCAGUCCAUCUAUCGCAAUGCUGUGCAACUUGAUCUCAAAGUGUAUCUGACGAACGAUCGCGAGGGAAAUCAAUUUCUGCGCCAAAUUUUAGCCCUCGGAUUACUCCCGCACCAUGUCGUUCAGCAAACAUACCGAGCCAUAAAGCGAUCAAAAAGCCAACGGUGCUUAAGGAUAAUGCGUGCUUUUUUAAUGUACUUUGAGAGGCACUGGUUAAGGAAUAUAACGCCAAGAGUUUUUAGCGUUUUUGGAUUGGCAAAAAGAACGAACAAUACAAUCGAAUCCUACCACAAGGUUUUGAAAAGUCACUUUGGAAUCCAUUCAGCCAUUUGGGCAUUCACGAAAAGUUUACUCUCAUUCCAGGAGGGUUUCAUUCUCGACUUAAAGACUUUGGAAAGGGGAAACCAAUUGACCAGAACUCCUAAAGCCAUUACCAUCAUGAGAGAUCAAUUCAUUACAUAUGGUUGGACGGAGCUUCAAGCCGGACGCAAAACACCAUUGGAGUUUCUCAAUGAAUACGUUGCGUUCAAUCGACAGCCUUUGGAGCGAUAUUUGGAUAUUUUCGGAAUGUAAUCCGACAAGGGAAUACUACUCGGAUUUUCCACAACUACUACUACUUUUCCAUAAAAUCUUUUUUAAUUUUUAAUUACUUCAUUAAAAUUUUAAUCCCAUCUAAUGAAAAAAAUAAAUGCUCUUCAGAAAUAAAGUAAAAUUUUUUCAAUUUAAUGUUCCAAAAUGUUGUGCUGAAGUGCCGUUUCUUCUGAUUCAUAUUUAUAGAAUCAUUUCUCGUCACUGGAUACAAUUUUCUUUAUAUUUUUUUUGUGUUAAAUAAAAUACUCGCUUGGUACAGCAAAUCUGCGAAAAUCACAUUAACAUCAAUGAAGAUGGCGAAGAAUGGCGAAGAAAAUCAAUAAGAACGAGAAAAAAACAAUUCUGAAAAAUAUAACGGAGGCAAUGUCAAUGUCAGUUGAGAAUGGGAGAUAUUUGGAGUUACCUCAGGUCCAAGUGCCUGAUUGGUGUUUCCGAUUGUUGUCUCGAGUUUAACGUUUGAUUCCAAAGAAACAAACUGUCGCGCAGACAUCGGCAGAGCUCGCCCGGGUAGUCGAGGUGAUGAUGUUGUAGAACGUCCCAUAUCAACAGCGCCAGAAGGUUUACAGUGCCUGCAAAAGUUUCAAGGAAUCGUCGUCAUUGUGCGUGCAAUGUUGACUUUACCUCGCACAAAAAUCGCCCGAUCGUAGCUCGAUUGUACGUCAUUUCGGGCUGCAAUUGCUCGAGCACUGUAUCAAAUACAGAUGGACGCAAAUCUUCCAAUCGGAAAAGCUCUUCAUCAAGGAGAAUUCAAUGAAACUCUUGCAGGAAGGCACGGAACCAUUGCUCCAAGAGGAGGCCCACAUCAAGGACGCACUGUCCCGGGUGAUUGUCGAGUUGAUAAAACGCGAGUGGCCUCAACAGUGGCCGACACUUCUCGCUGAGCUCAGCGAGGUUUGCACUCUGGACGAGAGUCAAACGGAACUUGUUUUGCUCGACUUCCUGCGACUCAUCGAGGACGUUGCGCUUCUUCAAACUCUCAAAUCGAAUCAGGGGCGGAAGGAUAUUUAUCAAGCGUUGACUACCAAUAUGGCGCAGAUUUUCGCCUUCAUCCUGAGAUUGAUGGAGCAGUAUUUUUCCGAGUUCCAGAAGCAGGCGAAUCUCGGGAGGAACACGGAAGCUGCUGCACACAGCGGAGUCGUUCGGGGGGUUUUGAAAACCCUGACCGGAUUCGUCGAGUUGGUUUCGAUAAAUCACAUAAUGGCGGAUGAAGGUCGACUUUUGCAGAUUCUUUGCCUCCUUCUGGGAAAUUAUAGGUGUUCAGAUGCUCGGCGGCAGAAUGUUUAUUGCAUGUGGUGGACAGGAAAGGAAAGGCAAAUGGUCGCAAGCAAUUGAUAGUUUUGUUCAACGAAGAGACUCCUAGAUGCAUUCAUGUUACGGCAACUGCGGCUCCUCCACCUCCUGGACCCAAUAAUCUCUAUGAAACCCAUUACCUUUUCUUGAAAAAACUGACUCAGAUGUUAAUCGGAAUGACAACGCAACUGUAUCUGCUGUGGGGCAAAGACGACAGUUCCGAAAUUCGUCCGACACAUUUUAACAUUUUCCUCGACACUGUUCUCCAUUUCACGAUGCAUUCCAAUUUGACGUUGACGCAUUUAACAACUUGCCGCGAGAGACCAACUUUUGAUUAGCUGAAAUCUAUUCUGCUAAUUUGAUCCAUGUGACUGCACCCUAAGAGAAAACGCAUUCAAAAACAAAAGCAAACAGCUAUAGCAAACGGAUAGCGGAGUGAUAAGAAAAAGGCGUCCCUUUUAAUCGGAACAAUUUUUCGAGAUCAAUCAUGGAACGUGAUCAAAGGAGAAAUGAUUACAACAGAAUUUGCUGUAUAUGCCAAGAAGCCCCAGCCACACAUUCCUUUGUGCCAUGUGGACACAUAAUAAUAUAUUUAAGUUGCAAACCGGCAUACGAAUUCGCCAAUCACCUUGACUUCUGCCCGUUCUGCAGGCAGCCAUUCACAUUCAUUAUGAAAUUAUUUUAAUUUAUUGUAAUCCUACAUUAUCAUGUUUUAUAUUAUAUAUAUUUUUAAAUAUUUAAAAUAUUAUUAAUAAAAAGGAUACUAAUUUUUAUAUAACAA
Molecule: messenger RNA, 3538 nt
Organism: Leptopilina boulardi
Lineage: Eukaryota; Metazoa; Arthropoda; Insecta; Hymenoptera; Figitidae
Exons: 9
Coding region: 265-1449 (394 amino acids)
Biological process (GO): N-terminal peptidyl-methionine acetylation
Cellular component (GO): NatA complex; cytoplasm
Molecular function (GO): protein-N-terminal amino-acid acetyltransferase activity; protein binding
Source: RefSeq, a predicted model, not a curated record